Ipomoea nil (Japanese morning glory) is the source of this 8123-nucleotide messenger RNA. RefSeq lists its product as uncharacterized. The transcript is spliced from 9 exons. The record is from RefSeq and is a predicted model, not a curated record. Lineage: Eukaryota; Viridiplantae; Streptophyta; Magnoliopsida; Solanales; Convolvulaceae. Gene Ontology annotation, biological process: defense response to other organism. Gene Ontology annotation, molecular function: ADP binding. The coding region runs from base 104 to 7159 and encodes 2351 amino acids.
UCUACUACAGUAUUAUACCUACCUCCUGCAUAAUUGCAUUUCCUAUUUCUUCCAUUCCCUGCGAGGUAGAGAUCGAGAGAGCGCAAGCAAGCUAAGGAUAAGGAUGAUAGUCGUGGACAAAGUCCUAGAGGAACUGGUAACACAGGGGGUAAAUGCUUUGGUCCAAAAUGUAACAGACAAUGUAAAGCUGAUUCGCGGCAUAAAUUCUGAGAUAAUAGAUCUCACCUCCGACAUCGAAACGUUUAACGCCAGGCUUGGGGAAGCUUUCAAGAACCCAAGGGCCAACGACCACAAUGUUUUGAGAGUAAUAGUGAAAAAAUUCCGAUUUGUUGUUGAUGAGGCUAAGGAUACGAUUGCCAACUACGUUGUACUGAAUAAGAGACAUGGAGACAAUGUCUUUUCAAAGUCCUUGGAUAGGAUUCCACUUUGCGGAAAGGUCAACGCCUAUGCGAGCGAUAUCAAGUCCAUUAGGGCAAAGAUGAAAGCGAUUCGCCAAGAGCACGAAAGAGAACUUCUAUACCUCAUGAAGUUCGAAAUCAGAGGCCAAGACAAUGAUGUGAAAACUCUCCAGGCUCGACCAAUAGCUAAGAAAAACGAAGUAUUAGGCUUUGAAGAAGAUUUGAAAAAAGUAAGAAUUCGUUUAUCACAUGCAUCCAAUAAUCUUGUUGUCAUCCCAAUUGUUGGGAUGCCUGGUACUGGAAAAACUACAUUUGCCUCUAUGCUUUUUGAAGACUCAAGCAUUCACAGGAAUUCCAUUCGCAUUUGGGUUCAUAUUUCAAAACGUUGUGAUAUAAAACAGAAAUUCAUCAGCAUCAUAUAUCAAAUUACCAAGAUUGCCGAAGACUUGACAAACAAGACUGAAGAAAUGUUGAGAGAUACAAUUCGGAACCUUUUAAAGGAUCAAGUAUACUUCAUUAUAUUGGAUGAUGUAUGGGCAAAAACAGACUGGAAUUCUUUAAAAGCUGCAUUCCCUGAAAACAAAAAUGGAAGUAAAAUCUUGGUGACCACCAGACACGCCAAUGUGGUUGAUUCUACUUGGAAAUCUCAUCAUUUAGAUAAGUUAAGCAUUGAUGAUGGUUGGAAGCUAAUUAAAAAUAAUGUUUUUGGUACAGAGGGAUGUAGUGACGAAUUAUUUGAAGGGCUUGGGAUACAAAUAGCAAACAAAUGCGAUGGAUUGCCACUUGCCCUAGUUGUGGUAGCUGGUAUCCUACGCAAAUGUACAACUUCUACGGACUGGCAACGAGUGGCUGAUAAUCCGCUUCUAGAAAUUAAUCGAGAAGACCAAAGCUACCAUGGGGUAGUAAAGUUGAGCUAUGAUGAUUUGCCUCAUGAGAAGUUGAAAAAUUGUUUCCUGUAUUUUGCAUAUUUUCCCAUGGGACAUGAGAUUGCUGUAUGGAAGUUGGUUCGUUUGUGGAUAGCUGAAGAAUUCAUUCCGACUGUAAAUGAGUGGGGAUACCCUUUAGAUGAUGUAGAAGUUGAAGCUCAAAAAUACUUGAAUGAUCUUGUUGAUAGAAACCUUGUGGUAGUGGAAAGAAGAAGAGCAGAUGGUCAAAUAAAAACAUGCCGCAUCCUUGACAUAGUGCAUGAGUUCUGCAAAAGCGAAGCUGCAAGGAAAGAGUUAUUCCACAUAAUGGUUGAGGAGCAAAGAUUAGAUGAUGAGAAUACUUGUUCAUCAUCAACUCGCCGUCUUGGUUUCCACUCCUUUACUGCAGACAUAUUUGAUGAUUCAGCAGAAAAUAAAUCAUUUGCAGGUUUGUUCCCCAAUUGCUACAGCCAAAGUAGGAGUUCUUUGUAUCGGUUUGGCAAACAUAUCCAUUCUUUGUUGCUGUCUUCCACACAAAAGAGUGAGACUCGUUUUGCACAAGAGAAAUUAGCAACCAUCCCAAACAGCUUUCCACUUCUUAGGGUGUUGAAUAUUGAAUCCAUCCACUGUGACUUGUUGCCGAAUGAGGUUUAUGGCUUAUAUCUUCUCAAGUAUCUUGCAAUCACAAGCAAUCUCAAUCUCCUCCCCGAAUCAUUCAAAAAUCUUCGUGAAUUGGAGACUAUAGUGAUCAAAACCACAUCAAGGACCCUACAAAUUGAGGGAGGCAUAUGGAACAUGGAAAAGUUAAGACAUGUACGCACCAACACCUCUGCUCAAUUACCCUUUCCUCCCAAAACUAAUUACUCUGGAGGAAAAGCUAUCCGCACACUUUCUACAAUAUCACCAACAAGUUGCACAAAAGAGAUCUUUAGUAGAACCCCCAAUCUCCAAAAAUUGGGUGUUCGUGGGAAUUUAUUCCAACUUUUAGAGGAAAAGAAAAAUAAUAUUUGCUUGCUCAACAAUCUUGGAAUGCUGAAGUGCCUUGAAAACUUGAAGCUCUAUGGGCAGUAUGAUAACAUGUUAACGGUUCCUAUUCUGGACAAGUUUGCAUGUAAGCUAAAAAAGUUGAGCUUCUCCGGCACAUUGUUUAAGUGGAAAGAUAUAACAGUAUUGGGGUUGUUGGAGGAGCUUGAGGUGCUGAAGUUGGAUGACUAUGCAUUCAAGGGGGAGAAUUGGGAACUAAGCAAUAAUGUUGUUUUCAGAAGGCUUCAAUAUUUGCGCAUUGGAAGGACGAACCUAGUAACUUGGAAGCUGGCCACACAUAAUAGCUUUCCUGCUUUACGAGUUCUAGUCCUUCGAAACUGCAGCUCCCUAGAAAGAAUUCCAGAAAGUUUUUCUAGGGUACAUACCCUUAAGGUAAUGGAAUUGUUUCACAUGAGUAAAAAUGCAGUUAAGUCAGCAAACGAUAUCAAAGAAAAUGUUGUCGGAAACGAUACAGGAAUCAAGCUCAUCGUCAUAACCUUUGAAAAGAGAGAGAGACCAACGACGGCAGCCAUGGACAUGGUGAUUGAGCAAGAUGUAAGUGAGGCGGUAGACAGGCUGGUUCAAACUGUAGCGGCAUACAAUAAUAAUGUCAAGCAGAGUCGGGGGCCUCCUCCUGUCGUCGAUUCGGCGAUACAGGAUCUGACAUCCGAAAUCGAAACAUUUAACGCUAGGCUCGUGGAAGCUUACAAGAACCCAAUUGCAUCUGUGAAUGUUUUGAUAGUGAAAAAUUUCCAAACUGUUGUGAAUAAAGCCGAGGAUGCGGCUGCCAACUACAUUGCACUGAGGAAGAAGAUGUACGAACACGACUCCUUGCGACCUUUUCCGCUACCAAGCAAUAUUGUAAAGGUUAAUUCUUGUGAGAAUGAGAUCAAGUCUGUUAAGGAACAGGUGAAAACGAUUCGCCAAGAACACGAAAAUUACCUUCAAUCCCUCAACCAGUACAAAACCGGUGUUCUGCUAUCUCUCCAGAGAGAUGAAGUGACAGUCUUUGACAAAGUGAUAGAGGAUAUAAAGGUGGUGGUAAACAAGCUGGUCCAAAUUGUAGAUAAAAAUGUCAAAAUGCAGUCUGUGCUUGCAGAGAUAAAUGACAUGACCUCCCACAUUCAAGCGUUUGAAAAGAAGCUAGUGGAAGCUUGCAAGAACCCAAAUGCCAAUGAACACCGUGUUUUGAGAGUAGCUGUGAAAAAAUUCCGAAUGCUUGUGAAUGAAGCCGAGGAGGCACUUGCCAACUACUUUGCACUGGUGAAGAAGUAUAGAGGAAAACAUCUCUUACAAAAACAAUUGGACUGCGUAUAUAUUGGAAAGGUCAUUUUCUAUGAGGAUAAGAUCAAGUCCAUUAGCUCAAAGAUGGAAACGAUUGGCAAAGACCACGAUAAAGAUCUUCUAUACCUACUUGACUACAAACACAUUGAUCUGCCGCUACCCAAGACUGGACCGGUGAUACAUGAAAAUAAGAGAUUGAAGACUGAUUUGGAAACCAUAAAAGGUAGUGUAAUGGAGGCAUCCAAUAAUUUGAUUGUCAUUGCAAUUGUGGGGGUGGGUGGUACUGGCAAAACUACCUUUGCUUCAACGCUUUUUAAAGACCCACAAAUUAUACAAAAGUUCACCCAUUGCAUAUGGGUUCAUGUUUCACAGUACUUUGAUAGAAAGCAAAGUUUCAUCAGCAUUCUAUAUCAAAUUACCAAGCAUAAAGAAGACUUUAGCAUGGUUCCAGAAGAUGUAGUGGCACAUAAAAUAUGGAAUUUAUUGAAGGGUAAAAGAUACUUCAUUGUAUUGGAUGAUGUAUGGGACAAAAAAGUUUGGGAUUAUUUCAAAGUUGUAUUUCCAGAAGAUUUGAAUGGAAGUAGAGUCCUGGUGACUACUCGAAGUGACUAUCUAGUAGAUUCUACCUGGAAAUCUCAUAAGCUAGAAUUGUUAAGCGAUGAUGAUGGUUGGUUGAUAAUAGAAAAAAUAGUUUUUGGUGAAAUGGGCUGCGGGGACCCAUCUUUUGCAGAGAUCGGGAGAAGAAUUGCAAAACUAUGCAAAGGACUACCUCUUGCUCUAGUAAUGGUUGCUGGCGUCUUACGUAAGUGUACAACUAUUGUUGACUGGCAACGAAUGGCUGAAAAUUUACUUUCAGGAAUUCCUCAAGAACGCCAGAGUUUCCAUGAGCUAAUAAAGUUGGGUUAUAAAUAUUUGCCUCAUGAGAUGUUGAAAAAUUGCUUCUUAUAUUUUGCAUAUUUUCCCCAAGGACAUGACAUUGCUGUUUGGAAAUUAAUCCGUUUAUGGAUUGCUGAAGAAUUCAUUCCAAUUAUAGAUGAGUUUGGAUACCCUUUAGACGUAGAAGUUGAAGCUCAAAAAUAUUUGAAUGAUCUUGUUGAUAGAAAUCUUGUGAUUGUGAGGAAAAGAAGAGCAGAUGGUCAAAUCAAAAUAUGUUACAUCCACAACGUAAUUCACGAUUUCUGCAGAAGUGAAGCUACAAGGAAAAAUUUAUUUAAGGUAAUGGAUUAUGAGGAACGGAAGUUAGAUGAUGAUGAGAAUACUUCUUCUUCUUCAACUUUUCAUGAGAAUACUUCUUCAAUUCGUCGUCUUUGUUUUCACUCCUUUACUGAAAACAAAUUUGACGUGCUCAUCAAAUCCUACGAGCAAAAGAGGAGUUUAUGCCCAUUAUUUGGCAAACAUAUCCAUUCUUUGUUGUUGUUUUCCUCUCAAAAGGGUGAGGCUCAUUAUAGAGAAGAGAAUUUAUUAGAAACCAUUGCAAACACCUUUCCACUUCUUAGGGUGUUAAACAUUGAAAUCUCGAACAAGUUAAAGUUGAAAAGGAAUGGGCGUUGUAACCUACAUCUCCUUAGGUAUCUUGCCAUCAAAGGCAAUCUCGAUUCCCUCCCCAAAUCAUUCAAAAAUCUUCGUGGAUUGGAGACUUUAGUGAUCGAGACCACAGCAAGGGAACUACAAAUUGAUGAAGGCAUAUGGAACUUGAAAAAAUUAAGGCAUGUACACACCAAUAUCUCUAUGAAAUUACCCUUUCCUCCAAAAAGAAGCACAAUUGAAUCUGGAGGAAAAAACAUCCGCACACUUUCUACAAUAUUGCCAAGGAGUUGCACACGAGGAAUCUUUUGGAAGACCCCCAAUCUCCAAAAAUUAUGUGUUCGUGGGGAUUUAUCAGAAUUUCUCAAUGAAUCGGAAAGUGUCAUUUUCAAAAUGUUAAAAUGCCUUGAAAAUUUGAAGCUCUAUGGCAUGUGUGAUAAAGUGUUAACGCUCCCAAUGAGGGUCAAUCAAGCACCUAGGCUAAAAAAGUUGACCUUCUCCGGCACAGUAUUUGAUUGGAAAGACAUGUUCGUAUUGGGGUUGUUGGAGGAGCUUGAGGUGCUGAAGUUGGAUGACUAUGCAUUCAAGGGAGAGGUUUGUGAUCUAAGGUAUAAAAAUAUUGUUUUCAAACGGCUUCAAUAUUUGCGCAUUGGAAGGACGAACCUAGUAACUUGGAAGGUCUCACAAAAUAGCUUCCCAGCUUUACAAAGUCUAGUCCUUCGAAACUGUAGCUCCCUAAAAAGUAUUCCAGAAGCUUUUGCUAAUGUUCAUACCCUUGAGGUGAUGGAAUUGGUUGACAUGAGUGAAAGUGCUGUUCAGUCUGCGAAAGAGGUCAAAGAAAAGCUCAGAAACAGUGGAUUCCAGCUCCAGCUCCACAUAACCUCUAAAAUGGGAGAGGGACCAAUGACGGCCGGCACCGACACAAUGAUAGAGGCGGUAAAAGAGAUGGUUAAAUAUGUAGAGCGGAGUUCUGGGCGGCCUCCUGGCUUAUAUUCGGAGUUAAAGAAUGUGAGCUUAGAUAUCGAAAUGUUAAAUGCCAGGCUCCAGGAAGCAGCUUACAGGAAUCCAAUUGAACCUGUCAAUGUUUUCAUAAUGAAAAACUUCCAAACUAUUGUGAAUGAAGCCAAAGAUGUGGCUCACAAGUACUGGUUGCUGACGAUAGAGUAUAAAGUCAAAACCCUCACAAAGUUUUCGGCACGCAUGAGAAGAAAUGUUAAAUCUUGUGAGAGUAAGAUCCAGUCUGUUAAGUCAAUGGUGAAAAUACUUUGCCAACAAUAUGAAAAUGAUCUUCACUCCCUCGCCAUGAUCAACCGGAACAAUGUUCUGCUAACUCCCCAGAUAGAGAGACCGAUUGACUUUGACAAAGUGAUAGCGGAAGUAGAGCAGGCGGUAAAGAUGCUAGUCCAAACUGUAGGAGACAAUGUCAACCAGGUUUCUGACAUUAUUGUGAAGUCUGAGAUAGAGGACAUCACCUCCCUAAUCAAAACGUUUACAGAGAACUUGGUGGUAGCUUGCAAGAACCCACAGGCCAAUGAAGACUGUGUUUUGAGAGUAAUAAUAAAAAAAUUCCGAACACUUUCUAAUGAAGCCAGGGAUGCGGUUACCAACUACUUUGCACAGGAGAAGAAGCAUGGGGAGAAUCCCUUGGCAAAAGCUUUUGAUAAGAUUCGGCCUUGUGGAAAGCUCAAUAAUGUUGCGAGUAAGAUCCAGUCCAUUAAGGAGAAAGUGAAAACCAUUAGCGAAGACCACAAAGAAGACCUUCGACACCUCCGGGAGGACUACAACGAACAUACUCAUCUGCCACCUCUCAAGGUUCGCUCAGAGUUACGUGAAAAUAAGAUACUGGGUUUUAAUGAUGAUUUGAAAACUAUAAAAACUCAAUUAAUGGAUGCAUCCAAAGAUUUUUUUGUCAUCCCAAUUGUGGGGAAUGCUGGAACAGGAAAAACUACAUUUGCCUCAAAGAUUUUUGAAGACCCAGAAAUCCGAAAUUAUUUCACUCAUUUCGUUUGGAUUCAUGUUUCAUGAGGUUUUCAUAGAAAGCAAAAAUUCAUUGACAUUCUCCAUCAAAUUUCCGGGCAAACAGAAGACUUUGUCACGGAGUUAGAAGAUGAGUUGGGAGCUAAAGUAAAGGGAUUAUUAGAGGAUGAAAGAUACUUGAUUGUAUUGGAUGAUGUGCGGGAAAAAGAAGAUUGGGAUUGUUUUGAAGUUGCAUUCCCUAAAAAUUUGAAAGGGAGUAGAGUCCUGAUAACCACAUCGAGCAGCAAUGCAGUUGAUUCUACUUGGAAAUCUCAUAGUUUAAGAAAGUUGAGCAAUGAUGAUGGUUGGUUGGUAAUAAAAAAUAAUGUUUUUGGUACUACAGAGCGCCUUGACACAUUAUUUGAAGAGCUUGGGAUAAAAAUAGCAGAAAAGUGCAAUAGAUUACCACAUGCUCUAGUACUGGUAGCUGGUAUCCUACGCCAUUGUUUAACAGCUGCUGGUUGGCAACGAGUGGCUGAUAAUCCUCUUCUACAAAUUAAUGGAGAAGGUCAAAGCUACCGUGAGCUAGUAGAGUUGAGCUACAAGGAUUUGCCUGAUGAGACGUUGAAAAAAUGCUUCUUAUAUUUUGCAAUGUUUCCCCUGGGACAUGAGAUUGUUGUUUGGAAGUUAAUUCGUUUAUGGAUUACUGAAGGGUUCAUUCAAACUAAAGAUGAAUGGGGAUACUAUUUAGACGAAGAAGUUGAAGCUUCAAAAUAUUUGAAUGUUCUUGUGGAUAGAAAUCUUGUGAUGGUGAAAAAAAGAAGAGCAGAUGGUAAAAUCAAAACAUGUUGCAUUCAUGACACAUUGCAUGAGUUCUGCAGAAGUGAAGCUGAAAGGCAAGAGUUAUUCUAUGUAAUGGAUGAGGGGCAAAGAUUAAAUGCAGAAAUUGAUUUGAAUCGUCUUUGUUCCUACUACACUAUGAACAUAUUUGAUGUAGAAAACAAUCCAUCUGAUUCAUUCUUCUAUCUCUUCA